Molecule: messenger RNA, 924 nt
Organism: Medioppia subpectinata
Lineage: Eukaryota; Metazoa; Arthropoda; Arachnida; Sarcoptiformes; Oppiidae
Source: the annotation of a GenBank genome assembly
UAUAUAUGAUUUGACAAAUAAUAACGUUUUGAAAUAAAAGCAAAUUUUUGUAUCAAAUAAAAUGAGUGAACAGUUCUCUGGUUUGAGGAUUGAAUGAUUGACUGAUUGAUUGAUUGGAUGUUUACUGUUAUAUCAAUAUUAGUGACUAACUGUAGAGAUGUUGGCGUUAGUGAACCGAAUCCUCGAUUGGCUAAGAAGUCUGUUCUGGAAGGAAGAGAUGGAACUGACUUUGGUUGGACUGCAGUAUUCGGGCAAAACCACCUUUGUCAAUGUGAUCGCCUCGGGCCAAUUCUGCGAAGACAUGAUUCCGACGGUUGGCUUCAAUAUGAGGAAAGUGACGAAAGGAAACGUUACCAUUAAAAUUUGGGACAUCGGAGGUCAGCCCAGAUUCAGGUCUAUGUGGGAACGAUAUUGUAGAGGAGUUAAUGCCAUUGUAUAUAUGGUGGACGCGGCAGACCAGGAGAAGGUGGAGGCAUCACGUAAUGAGUUGCAUAAUCUGCUGGAGAAGCCACAGUUGGCGGCUAUCCCUGUAUUAGUGUUGGGAAACAAACGUGAUUUGGCCAACGCUUUGGACGAGAAAGAACUCAUUGAACAGAUGAAUUUAGCCGCUAUUCAAGACCGAGAGAUCUGUUGCUAUUCUAUAUCUUGCAAAGAGAAGGAUAACAUCGACAUAACACUUCAAUGGCUUAUAUCUCAUUCCAAGUCUGGUUCGCGUUAGACAUUACAGUCUUAUUGCUCUCAUCUGAAGAUAUUUCCAAUACUUUUUAUUUAACUUUAAUUUUAAAACUCUUAACUUAAUAAUAAUACGAAGAUUUAAUUAUUUCUAACAUAAUAUUUAUCAAUUAUAAUACAUUUGCAAAUCUAUUACAAUUAUAUACCUUUAUUAUAUUAUUACCACUCAAUAGUCAAAUUCACUUAUUAUUA